CCGACGCGGUUUUUCCCGUGGCGAAGCUCAAAAGUGCCGCGUUGUAUAGUUUUCCAUUGGAAAAUCCCGGAAGCAACUGCAACAUCGCUCCCCCGGGAAAUUCCAAUCCCCGAAACCCGUCAAUAAUUCCCGAGAAAAAUUUUCAAGUCCACCAAAAUCAUCGAGAUCACGAGUCAAAUCAAUUUGUGUAGUUUCAUCGAGAGUAAAUAAACUACCACCCCCUUGUGUCGUUCUUGCGGCCACUCCGGCAGUAUUGAUUUACCCUUCCCCUCAACAAUUGCCACUAAAGUGUCUUAUUUCCCUUUUCAUACCGACUUAUCAACAUUUUCCCAACUACCCCUAUUUUUUAAACAACACGUGAACAACUGAACAAUUAAAACUGGAAUUAAUUGCUUGGAUUUUAAAAUAGCGCCCGAUACGAGAGAAUUUUUGAAUCAAUCAGUUGCAUUGCUAUUGUUUUGGUUAUUUCCAUUGUUAAUUAAACAUUGGAAAUUUUUAUUGAAUUAUUGUUGAAGUUGAGUGAAUCGUCUGCUCCAAUAUGCGGAGAAAUCACUGCGCAAGGGGUAUCUCACGCUUUUCUUGACUAAAGAGGAUAAACAGUUUUUCUUUUUUUUAUAAGUGGAACCACUCGGUUUAGGGGUUGUUGUAAUUGAAGUGAAGUAAAAUGUCGUCGAUAUCGGCUCAGGGGGUUGUUGAGAGGGCGAGUGCCGAGUUGACGAAGAGGAUCAACGGAUUGGGUCUUCGAGCAUCAAAGCAUCAUGGGGGUGGUAAAGCCAGCGUAAUGGAACGCGUGACAAACGUGUUCUGCGGGGGUGGUGGUGGUGGUGGUGUUGCAUAUACCAAUCUUGCAAGUACCAACAACUCCAACAUGACACCAGAGAAGCCAAGCAGAAGUGCCCCCUUGCCCGUUAAUAAUCCAGUUAAUAUUGCUAACAACAAGGGUCUGUGUAACAAUAGCGCUGUCAGGGGGAGAAUAUCGAGAAAUCGCUCGAAACACGUACCUCUUGCCAGUGGAGGCACUGGUGGAUACCUUCCCCCAACAUCCUGGGAGCAACUCAUACUCGAUGAUCAUUUCUUGAGCCGAUUUUUCCUCUAUUUCAACGCCACCGAGAGACGAGUACUCGCUCAGGUUUGCACUCGGUGGCGAGACGUUUUAUAUGCGCGACCGCGAUUCUGGUCUGGUCUGGUGCCUGUGGUGAGGUGCAGGGAGGUCAGGGCGAUGCCUUCUGGAUCAAGAACAAAGCUCUAUGCUUCAUUAGUCAGACGUGGCUUUCAUUCUCUGGUGUUACUCGGGGCAGCCGAUGAGGAUAUACCCGAAUUAACCCACAGCUUUCCCAUGGCACAGAGGCACGUGCAUUCGUUAUCACUUCGAUGCUGUUCCGUCACUGAUAGAGGACUCGAGGCACUUCUCGAUCAUUUACAGGCAUUAUUCGAAUUAGAGCUGGCAGGAUGCAAUGAAAUAACGGAGGCAGGUCUGUGGGCCUGUUUGACCCCUCGAAUAGUCUCACUAUCUCUAUCAGACUGUAUAAACGUAGCUGACGAGGCUGUGGGUGCUGUAGCCCAAUUGCUACCGAGUCUAUACGAAUUUUCCCUUCAAGCCUAUCACGUCACCGACGCAGCACUGGGUUACUUCAGUGCCAAACAGAGCAGCUCCCUGAGCAUCCUGAGACUCCAGUCCUGCUGGGAAUUGACUAAUCACGGUGUCGUCAAUAUAGUUCAUUCUCUACCUAAUUUGACUGUUCUGUCGCUGUCGGGGUGCAGUAAAGUUACUGACGACGGGGUGGAAUUAAUUGCUGAGAAUUUACCGAGACUGCGAUCACUUGAUUUGAGCUGGUGCUCCAGAAUCACGGAUUCUGCACUGGAGAAUAUCGCGUGCGAUCUCAAUCAAUUGGAGGAACUUAUACUUGACAGGUGUGUCCAUGUGACGGAUAUAGGAGUUGGGUACAUAUCGACCAUGAGCUCUCUGAAUGCAUUGUUCCUGAGGUGGUGCUCACAAUUGAGAGACUUUGGACUUCAGCACUUAUGCGGCAUGAGAGCAUUACUCGUUCUCUCAGUUGCGGGCUGUCCAUUACUCACAAGCAGUGGCCUCUCCAGUCUCAUCCAACUCCGUCAUCUCCAAGAGCUCGAAUUAACAAAUUGUCCAGGCACAUCACGUGAACUAUUCGACUACCUGCGUGAGCACUUGCCACGCUGUCUGAUAAUUGAGUAAGAGAAUUAAAAAUUGAAAAAUGCUCAGGAAGAAUUUUCAAUAAAAUAGGAGAAAAUCAAUUCUAAGCCAAAUGCAUCGUUCGUUUAACUUUAAGUUUCGAUAACUGACGAAAGAUAUUAUUCAGCCGGGAUACACUUGUUAAAUAAAAAUGGUGAUUCGAUUUUUAGUAACUAGGCAAUUUUUAAUACACGCUGUCCCACUUUAUACGAUGAAACUGUUAAAUACCUAUUGAGUUGUCUACGUCCAAGAGUUCAUCGGUUGCAUUUUGUGGUGAAUAUUUUGGAAUUCUGGGGAGUUAAAUUGCUUUAUCAUAAAUAAAUGAAGAGGACAUAGGUAAAAAAUAGUGGUAGUGAAAGAGGACAGCAUUGUUAACGCUCCGUAGAGUGCACUCGUUGAUAUUCGCGGAGAACCCUUGGCGUAGAAACUUUAUGAAAUACCCUGAAGCCUCUCGACCAUCGUGAAAAUGGGUCGGUUGGCUUUAUUUGUGAAAUAGUUUUUCCUCAAAGUUUUUCCCUCACUCUUAUUAUCAAAUCCAAAACACAGAACUGCAGCAUUUCGCCAUUAAAUGGAAUGAAAAAAACUUUUCAUUUGCACGAUUGUGAGAUUUAUUCUUUGCUGUCCCUAGGUAUACACGAAAAAUAUACGAAUGAUUAUUAAAGUCAACUGCACUUCCAUUUAGUGACGAAAUUACGGGAUUAUGUAAUAAUCAAGGCAUUAGGGAGAGGAUUAAUAUUUAAUGAAUUAUGAAAAUCCACAUUGUGAGACACAAGGCACGCCAGUUAGGACUGUGAUAAAUUUAUAUUGUGUAUCUCUCUUCAUUUUUUAAUUAUCAUGUAUUUAGUGGUUGAACGUUUCGGCGGCUUCAGAUGUCUGCUUUGCUCGUUGAAGAGUUGGAGACACUUUAAAGGAAUAAUCUUACGAUAGUUUUGGAUGCUAGUCAAGUUCUAGGGGUGAAUUCAAAUUAAAAGACGUGUGCGAGUGUGUGAAAACAUUCCAAGAAGUGGCUGAAUCAUCGGGGGAAUUUAGUACUUAGAUCCUUAUGUUCAAUGUCACCCGACAAUACGUAAAUUCGAAUUCAAUUCAAUGAGACUAAUUUUUCAUAAUUCGAGGGGAUUUUUUUUCGUGGGUAAUCGUGAAAUAUUCGUAAGUUUUUAAAUGUAAUUUUGAUGUUUUGUCCAGUGGAGGGAAUUUAUUGGAAUAGUAAGUGUUUUAAUGACAUAUUCUGUUCGAUUAUGAUUUUGUCGAGGCGAUUGGGAAAAUUCUAAGGAAAUGUCUCGCCAAUGGUUUUUCGAAGAGAAUGAAAAUUGCGGAAAUUAUGAGGGAUUUGUCAAUGACGUGGAGAAUCAAUCGAUAAAUGUUAACUAAUUAUCAUUAGUUAGAAAUACGAAUAUUCGUCUGAUUUGGGGUGUUUUUGAGUACAAAAAACGCAUGCGAGUGGACAAUUUGUCAGAAAAAAUUUGGAAAGUGAAAGAAAUUAAUGACAAGAUGAUGAAAUCGACAUUUAGAUAUCACAUAGUUCAAACGAGAUAAAAUUUUUACAUAACU
This is a messenger RNA of Fopius arisanus, 3754 nucleotides long. RefSeq names its product F-box/LRR-repeat protein 16. The record is from RefSeq and is a predicted model, not a curated record. The coding region runs from base 665 to 2209 and encodes 514 amino acids. The transcript has 7 exons. Gene Ontology annotation, biological process: SCF-dependent proteasomal ubiquitin-dependent protein catabolic process. Lineage: Eukaryota; Metazoa; Arthropoda; Insecta; Hymenoptera; Braconidae. Gene Ontology annotation, molecular function: protein binding. Gene Ontology annotation, cellular component: cytoplasm; SCF ubiquitin ligase complex.